Sporisorium graminicola is the source of this 711-nucleotide messenger RNA. RefSeq lists its product as uncharacterized. NCBI's taxonomy places the organism in Eukaryota, Fungi, Basidiomycota, Ustilaginomycetes, Ustilaginales, Ustilaginaceae. The coding region runs from base 1 to 711 and encodes 236 amino acids. The transcript has a single exon. The record is from RefSeq and is a predicted model, not a curated record.
AUGGCAUCGACAACAGCCGCAGCUGCUCAACAGCAGCAGAACGGUGCGGGCCAGGCACAGACGUCGCCCGUGCUGCCACCCAACGCAUCGCGACUUCCACAGACGGCACAGCUGGAUGCGCUGCUCACCAUCAUUCGCGACGCCUCUACGCCUCGAUCCGAUUUCAUCUUCUACUCGGAUCGCAUCAUUCGGCUGCUGGUGGAGGAGGGGCUGAACCACCUGCCGACUGUUCCGCAGACGGUCAUGACGCCUACGGGGUUCGAGUACUCUGGGGUGUCGUUCCAGGGGCGAAUCUGCGGCGUGUCGAUCCUGCGCGCCGGUGAAGCGAUGGAGGCCGGCCUUCGCGAGUGCUGCCGCAGCGUCCGCAUCGGCAAGAUCCUCAUCCAACGCGACGAAGAGACCGCCAAGCCCAAGCUGUUCUACGCAAAGCUGCCCGAAGACAUCGCCGACCGAUGGGUGCUGCUCUUGGAUCCCAUGCUGGCGACAGGAGGCAGUGCGAUCAAGGCGAUCGAAGUGCUCAUCGAAAACGGCGUCAAGGCGGAACAGAUCCUAUUCUUGAAUCUUAUCGCCAGCCCAGAAGGCCUCAACAACAUGUAUGCAAAGUUCCCGCAGGUCAAGGUCAUCUCGGCUUGGGUAGACGAACGUCUGGACGAAAAGAGUUACAUCAUCCCUGGUCUGGGUGACUACGGUGACCGAUACUACAGCGGUUGA